AUGGUUCAAACGGGCCACGCUGUCGCCGUCGCCUUCGCGCUCAACAUCGCUGCCGGCGCCGCCACGAUCCUGGGCGGCAUGGUCGUCUUCAGCAAGCGCCUCGUGUACCUGGCCAACCCGAUGAGUCUGGCGGUCGCCCUCAGUAUCUCGUCGGGUGUCAUGAUGUUCAUCUCGCUCGUCGAGAUCUUCGGUGAGUCGGUGCAUCUGCUGACCGAGGGCCUUCGCACCGAGGACAUGUCGGAGGAGACGGCCACGGGUCACGGCUGGCUCUCGGCCACGUCGUGCUUCGCUAUCGGUAUCGCCCUCAUCUACUUCAUCGACAUGAUCGUGCAGGGCAUCGCGCCCGAGCACGAGAUGACGGAGAUCGGCAACCUGGAGGGCGUCCGCGAGUCCAUCGACGAGUACGAGCGCACCAAGAGCCACGCCAACACGCCCGCAGUAGAGUACAUGGAGUCGCAGACGCCCCAGCGCACCACGUACCAGAUGAAGAUGGACGAGAGCGCCAAGCGCGCCUUGCAGCGCAUGGGCGUGCUCAGCGCGCUGGCCAUCGGAAUCCACAACCUGCCCGAGGGAAUCGCCACGUACGUGGGCGCGCUCGAGAACUCGUCCGUCGGCAUCUCACUGGCGGUGGGCAUCGGUCUGCACAACAUCCCGGAGGGCAUCGCCGUCGCCGCCCCCAUCUACUUUGCCACGGGCUCGCGCUGGCGUGGCAUCAUGUGGUGCGCCAUCUCGGCGGGCGCGGAGCCGAUCGGCGGACUGAUCGCGUGGCUGGCGAUUGGCGACGGCAUGGACCCCGUGUCGGAGGGCGUGCUCUUCGGAAUCGUGUGCGGCAUCAUGGUGUGCAUCUGCGUCAAGGAGCUGAUCCCCACGGCGUACAAGUUCGCCAAGGGCAAGACGCACCUCGUGUCCAUCGGCAUGUUCGCCGGCAUGUUCAUCAUGGUGUCGAGCCUCACGCUCUUCGGCUACGCUGGCGUGUAA
Molecule: messenger RNA, 978 nt
Organism: Phytophthora sojae
Lineage: Eukaryota; Oomycota; Peronosporomycetes; Peronosporales; Peronosporaceae
Exons: 1
Coding region: 1-978 (325 amino acids)
Biological process (GO): zinc ion transmembrane transport
Cellular component (GO): membrane
Molecular function (GO): zinc ion transmembrane transporter activity
Source: RefSeq, a predicted model, not a curated record